This is a messenger RNA of Panicum hallii, 1896 nucleotides long. RefSeq lists its product as uncharacterized. The transcript is spliced from 3 exons. Bases 548 to 1495 code for a protein of 315 amino acids. The record is from RefSeq and is a predicted model, not a curated record. Lineage: Eukaryota; Viridiplantae; Streptophyta; Magnoliopsida; Poales; Poaceae.
CACCAGUCACCACCUGCCCGCCCGCGUGCGCAGGCGCCGGGCACCAAAUCACCAAACCCUAGGCAUCCUUCGUCUCCGCCGCUCCGCCCGUCGCGCGGCAGGUGAGCUUCCUAGCCGGGGGCUCACCAGGGAGGCGGGCGCUUGGUAGCCAGCUGCGAUGCUCACGCGUUCUCCGUACAAAGCUGCGAUGAGCUCAGACCCGGGAGGCGGCGGCGGCGGAACGAAGCUGGAGGGGCAGGCUGCACGGACGGGCGGGGCUGCGAAGGCAGACGCGACGGAGAAGUUGACGGGGAAUUCCGACCCGAAGGUUGAUGCUGAUGCGGUGACGGUGGAAGCCGCGGAGGAGGUGACCGGGGUGAAGGUGGAGGGGAUGAUCGUUGUGGCGGAGGAUGCGGUAGGAUGCUGGUACCGAUGGAGAUGGAGGUCUUGCGAUGGUGAGUGGUUUUCUGUACAAGAUAGAAGCGGCGGGUAUGGUUGACGCAGAAAUAGAUGGAGCUGGCUAUGGUGAGAACGUGCAAGUCCCGGGCUCCCGGCUAGUGGAGGUGGGAUGGAGGGGAAGUUGGGAGUGGAAUCUGGUGGCCUGCAGAGUGAGGAGGGAGCCGCUGCUAAGAUUGUGGAACGGUCUGCUUACCAUACAUCUCAGCAUGCUGAAGCUGAACUCAACAAAAGUGAUCAGUCUGCCAGAUACUGCCUCCCUCAUCUUGAUAGUGGUGAUAUUCGAGUUUCUGAUCUUGUCCGGGGCAAAUUAGAAGGUUAUAAUUGGUGGCCCGGUCAAAUUUUUGAUCCUUCUGAUGCAUCUGAGCUGGCAUUGAAGCAUCAAAUAAGUGGAAACCACUUGGUAGUGUUUUUUGGUGAUGACACAUUUGCAUGGUGUGAUGAAUCCCAGUUGAUGCCUUUCAUGACCAACUAUGCACAGAUGGAAAAACAAAGCAAUUCUGAUAUGUUUGUUAAUGCGGUUAACCAUGCACUUGAAGAACUCGCGAGGCAGAUAUUAUUAGGGAUGAGUUGUCUGAGUUCACCCGAAGAGCUUUCUGUUUCUGAAAGUGGAAUGUCUUAUUUGGUUGAGAAUCAUGGACUUAGGGAUGGAGUUACUAGCUCAACAACUAAUCGGGCUGAGGUCUUGAAACAUUUCUGUCCAAAAAAUCUUGUUCAGUAUGUUAAGUUGUUAGCUUUGUGUCCUGGUCAAGGGGGUGAUUUGCUGGAAUUAGUGAUAGCUUGCUCUCAGCUUACCUCUUUCUAUCGGUCUAAGGGCUUCCCUGAACUUGCCACAUUUCAAACCACCAGUGGAAGGGCUGAAAAUGCCAUGGACGCUCUUUCCGCCAAGAAUGUAGAGGAAGAUGUCAGCAGUAUAGUGGAUUCUAAUUAUGAUAAGUCCAGAGAAGGCAUCAGGAGCCCUCGUAAACAGAAGCCUGAGGAUGGUAUUGAGUCAAUGGAGAAAAAUAUGACAUCCUAUCUGUUCAACUCUUGCAGUUAUGAUUAUCCAGGGGAAAGAUAAAUGACUGGCUCUGCUGAUUAACUUAAGCCAAAGAGGGGUCAAAAUAGGAUAGAUGUGCAUUCCCCUGUGGUAGAAAUGACUGAUCACACGCUUGAUUCUUGCUGGUCUGAAUUGAGUCUGCACAAUGACCCAAUCUACAGCCUCAAAAGAGCAAAUACCAGGACGAAGCACACGCAUAAGCGGAGAUCAUCACCGGAAAGAUCCGUGCCUUCAUCACAACAAGUUCAGCCUGCAACAUUGGCUCCGAAGAAGAUACAAGUGAUGGAAAGACCAAUCAUCCAUGUCAAUGCCAAAAUGGCCCAUGAGGUGAAGCCCACUGCACUUGUUUUGAGGUUUGGCAGGUCAGCUGCUCUUCCUUUAGAAAUGGAUCUCAUCAAGAUGUUCAGGGGCUAUGGGCCACU